Cololabis saira (Pacific saury) is the source of this 9575-nucleotide messenger RNA. RefSeq lists its product as uncharacterized. The coding region runs from base 156 to 7832 and encodes 2558 amino acids. NCBI's taxonomy places the organism in Eukaryota, Metazoa, Chordata, Actinopteri, Beloniformes, Belonidae. Gene Ontology annotation, cellular component: cell surface. The record is from RefSeq and is a predicted model, not a curated record. Gene Ontology annotation, biological process: cell-matrix adhesion. The transcript has 64 exons.
ACAAGGCAACACACCCUUUACCGGUACACCUGUGUCUCAGGUGUCAGGAGAGAGACGGUGUUUCACAGCCACGCUCAGCAGCUGCCCGAAGGACUACAAAUAAGAUCUGGGAUUUUCAUCACAAAGACCUCUCAUCCCAUGAGAGACAACACAUAAUGACGUCACAUCAUAUAUUCCUGCUGGUUUACCUUCUGGGGGCCUUACUUGGUUGUUCAGGAGCACAAAGCAGAAAUACAGCAUGUGCUACAAAAGAAACUUGUGGUCUGGAGCAAGACCCAUCAAACCACUUCCUGCAGUGCGUGGGGCUGCACUCAACAGACACAGGGAGAGAUCACAUGCACAGGCUGAAAGGAAUGCUUGAAGCCACCAUGGACCUGUACUCCUUCAUGAGAUCCAGCAUGAAGGGUGUGCCACUUCUGAGCCUGGAGGGAGCACUGGAAUUAAAACCCGGAGCAGAUCCUCUGCAGAAUGAAGCACUGGUCCAGAUGUGGCUGGAGGUCAAAAUGAAACCGCUGCUGAAAUCAAUAACCAAGCAUUUCCUGUCCUGCCUCAGCACCAAAAACUUCAGCUGCUCUACCUACCACACCAUGGUGGAGGAGCUCAGCCACCAUUACUCUGAGAUGGAUCCAGUCAGACAAAAAUGGAUCUACAUGUUUUUCAUGUAUCCCUUCCUGUCUGGAGAGUUGGUUGCUGGUUGUGUGAACCCAGACGAAAGCAGCAAGGAUUGGCUGAUCAAGAACUUUGGGGCCUUCAGAGCCAUGGCCCGAAUGAAGGACUUCUCAUCCCUCAACCUGGUCUUCAGCGGAUUGGAGGUUCUUCACCUUCUGACUCCAGCACAAAAGGCAGAGCUGCUCAUGAGCCCUGGAGUGGAGAGUUUGGACAAUGGCACCUUAUCCCUGGUCUUCCACAGUUUGUUGACAGGGGGCUCUGGACCGCCGCCCACUGCCAGCCCAGGAGUCAGCCACAGCUGGACAAGCCCCGGAUACUCACCCGCGCUACCCUCCCGUCCUGCCCAGCCUUCAUACAACUCAUACUUACCACCUUUACAGAACAGCUUCAGAGAGCUCAUGGAAGAUUUCGUGGUAGCUUUCCAACCCGUGGGAAGCUUUGCUCACAACUUUGUUUCCUUCACACGUCAGAGGAAUGUGUCGGAAAUAAGAGGCGCCACCUUGACUCAGUUCCUGCUCAACUGGACUCUGGCUGAAGUGGCAGACAUGUACCAACCAAAGGACACAUCCGUGGUUCCAGAGCCGCCAGAGUUUGACGUGACGAAUGCUGAAGACUGGUACCAGCAGGUUGUGAUGCCGUUGCUGCUGAGGUUUUUCCCAAAUAACGAAAUCCUCAUGCAUGAAAACAUCACGCUUGCUUUUCACCAGCUGUUCUUUUUGGAUCAUGAUAUGGAUGCUGGUAACGAGUCCUCUGAGGUCCAGGAUGUCUGCAGCAUCACCCUUGACAAGGCCCCUUGUGGGUUGACAAACGUGGUGGAAAAUGUGGCCCAUGUUUUACAUUGCGCCGCCCGUACCAACCUGACGAUGACUGAGACGACCGUCAUGAAACUGAUAGAAGAGCUGGCCGAGCGCCUGAACUCCCUGGUCAGAGAGCUGUCCACAGCAAACUUCACAGAGUUGGCGUCCGACUUUAAGGAGAUAUUUGGGGAAGGAGAGUCUCCGUCCUUGACUCAGGAACACCUGGACGACCCGGACUUCAUUAAGCUUUGGUUCCGGGUCAAGCUGCUGCCUCUCAUGCCGGAUGUGCAUCCAGACCUCCUCUCCUGCCUGAGCACCAAGAACUUCUCCUGUCCUGUUUACCAAACCCUCGUGGCAGAAAUGGGCAAACAUAUGAGCGUUAUAGAUGCUGAUCCAGUGUUCAGCCACAACAUCUACAAACACUUCAUCUACUCUUUCCUGCUGCACCACAACACUUCUGAUGCGAGGUGUGUCUUUCCAGCCAAUGACAGUGCAGAAUGGGUGAAAACCAACUUUGGUUUCUUUUCAAGCUUUGCCUCCAUCAUUGACUUCUACAGACUCAACCCUUAUUUCUCUGGAUUGGACACACUUCAUGUCCUGUCGCCAAAGCAGUUAGCAGAGAUGCUGCUGUUGCCUCUGCCAACGCCUCCAGAAAAAGAUGUGGUUAUCCGCCGCGUAGUUAACUUCCUGGUGGAGGCGCCCGAAGUCAGGAAAUUCCCAGAGGUUUUGCACUUUGUGGUCGAACUUGCUGAAGAGGUUAAUCCUCCAUGCGGUGUCUACAGAGAAAUUUUUGAACAGUUGUACCGAAACAUACCGUCUCUGUCGCCAAACAUGGAAGCAGUCGUCUGGGCUCGCAUAGAUGAUCUGAUAAACAUAGCACCAGAUGAGUGUGUGCCAGCGAACAUCACGUGCCCAGAAAUCCAAAUAAACAGAACUAACAUCUGCAGGGAUGUCGACAGCUCUGAUCUCCAGUCUUACAUGAACAUGUCUAUGAAUGUUGCCUGCAAUUUUACCUUGGAGCAAUAUGCUUGCGCACAGCUGGAGAACGUCACAGCCAGUCAGCUGGCUGCUCUCUUGAGAUGUGAUCUGCCUGGAAACAGCAGCCACUCUAGGAUGUUGUGGAAGACGCUGCUCACUAAACACUCCUACGUUUUGGAUCCGGCAUUGGACAUGUUGGCUAACAUGUCUGUGGGCAUGGUUAGUCCAUCAGCCCAGACAAUUUUGGAUGUGAUCGGGGAGAUGAGGGUGUCGCUGCUGACUGAUGAACAGUUGACGGACAGCAGGGUAAUCAAGCUGUGGUUCUCCGGCCGUCUGAGUGGAUUCCUGCCCGCUGCAUCAGGAAGGUUUCUGCACUGUCUGAGCAGCAAGAACCUCAGCUGUCAGUCUUUCCACCAAAUACUGCAGGUGUUUAAGCAUCAGUUUGAGGACAUGGCUUUUCAACAACAGCAUGUAGUCUUACGUGAUUUCAUCCUCCGUUUCCUUAAGAAAAAUCAAUCAGAUCCAGGAUGUCAGUCUGCUUCCAACAACAGUGUAAGCUGGCUGAUGGACAACCUGGGUCCCUUCUCAAAGUUCUUCUCCCUCAAGGAGAUACUCCUACUCAACCCAAGUUUCAAUCCUGUGGAGGCUCUAAGGUUCCUGAGUCCAAAUCAGAGUGCAGAGCUGCUGGUUCUGAUGCAUCCUGCCCUUCCAAGCAAAGAGGUCCUUAUCAACAUGCUCUUUGAUUACCUGACUGAGUCGCCCAAAGAGAAGAAAUUCACAGAGUUCCUGUCCCACCUUGUCAUAGUCCUCGAGAAGGGGAACCUUUCCUGUUCAGCAUUCAAAACACUGUUUACCAGACUUGACUUGGCAGCAGUUGAGGUUUCUCUGGAUAUAGCAUCAUCCAUCAUGUACACCAAAAUGGCCUUAUCCAAGCACAUACCACCCGGAUGCAGCAUCUACAAUGGACAGUGCGAUGUCAUCAUGACAAACGAGACAGAUAUCUGUCAUGGAGUGAACAGCACAGAGCUUCAGCAUCACCUGGACAGUGGAAGCAUGAGUGGACGUUCCUGUGACUUUGCAGUGGAGGAAUUUGCUUGUGCCUCCCUGUCAGCGCUGACGCCACAGGGCCUGGCAGAGAUGUUGAAGUGUAAUCGCUCCUCCACCUCCAGCGGCUCCACACCCGUCUGGAAACUUCUCCUCUCUAAAGCCUCUCUGGUGCUGGAUGGAGCUCUGGAUCUUCUGGCCAACUCUACGCUGGACCCCAGAAGUCCCUCAGUGUCCAUGGUUUUGGACGCCUUACGAGAAAUCCGAUUGGACAUAAUCAGCGCAAACCUUAAUGAGCCCGCCAUCAUCCAGCUGUGGUUUAUCCACCGCCUUCGUCCUUUCUUGCCUGCCGUUUCCUCCAGCUUCCUUUCAUGUCUCUCCAGUCAAGAUUUGAACUGUAGCACCUAUCAGCACCUCGUGCAGGUUUUCAGUCACGUUCAGCCACAAAUGAGUCUUGCCACGCAGAUGUCUGUGAACACACACUUCAUUAAGGUUUUCCUGAGCAGGAACAACACUGCAGAUCCUACCUGCAGCUUACACAUCAACCAUACUGGCCAGUGGCUGCAGAAGAACCUGGGCGGCUUCUCCGUCCUCUUGUCCUUCCAGGAACUUGUGGAGCUCUACUCCAACUUUUCAGCGAUGGAAGCCCUGCCACAGCUCAACAUCAGACAGCUGGCAGAGGUAUCUGCCACACCGGGCCAGCUCACAUCCCCUGACCAGGUCACCAUGGUGAUGAAACACGUCCCAGACCAACAUUUCUCUUCCUUCUUUGAUGACUUCUCAGCUGCUGUGUCGGGUCAUGAAAACACGAUACCCUCCGUGGUGAGGUCAGCCAUGUUGGAAGCGGUCUUUGAUCGCGGAAACCUUUCCCAUCAGUCAGUGGAUGACUCGGUCGUGUUGCAGUGGCUCCAGAGUCGACUGCGUCCCCUGUACAGCGACCUGUCACCUGACCACGUGGCCCCGUUCUUCAGAAUACUGGCAGGAAGGAACUGCAGCGUUGAGCAGCAGGGUGUAGACAACCUGAAUUUGACUAUCUCAACGCUUGGUGAAAACACACAGAAAGAAAUCCACAAUCAUAUCAUCCAGGCUCUCAAAGGCCCACCACCUCUCCGUUGCUACGGUGACAACUACAACCACAGUUUCUACAGGUUCCUUGAGCGCUCAUUCGUUGGAUUCCAGUUCCCCAACUUGACCGCCUUCAUGUCCCUCGUGCCUCAUGACAGUAUGGAUAAGAUAAUAAACUCCAUGCCUCUGUCGGAUCUUGGGGAUUUCUUGCGUCGGCCUGAUGUUGUCGACAAUGAAACACAGCUCUGUGAACUCUAUAACAACUACAUCCAGACACCUGCGUUUUUGGAGGCUGAGUCUCUGCCAGAUGUGGUGAAGAGGCCCACUCUGGUUUGCGUCUGGCCCCGGGCUCUCAGCAGCUCCAGCAGGUUGGAGGUUAACGCCUGGUUUGACAGAAGACUCCACAACUACUUGAGCUUCCUCACAAAGAGCCUGAUCAGCCCAGACGUCACACACAACGCCUCAUGCGUGGCCUUCCAGAAGCUGGUGUUGGUUCUUGGGGACUACAACUACACUGUUGCUGACUUCAGGAGGCAAGAUGUGUUCGACACCGUAAAAGAUUACCUCAGAGCAGAAACACCAAGGUGUUACAACUCCAGCGACCCAGAACUAAACUCUACAGCCUGGUUUGUCGAGUACAUCGGCCCCUUCAUGCCUUUCCUCACUCUGGAGGAUCUUCAGACAUUUGGAUCUGAACAGGUUCUCCAGGUGUUCACCGUGAACCCUCUGAACAUCGCGCUCCUCAAUCAUUCUGUGUUACCGCUGAACCUCACCAACUACUACACUCAGCUGAUAUACCAGCAGGACGCCAACUUCAACCCCCUACUUCUCCCUCUGUUGUGUCGGUGUGUCGUCCCCGGUCAGGCAUUCACCCAGCUGUCUGCUAAUGAAAGUCAAAUAGUUCUGCAGAACCUCACCAUAGUCUGCACAGACCUCGACCCUCAGAUUUCUGCUGCUUUAGCUGCUAACUUUGGUGAUGACAUUGACGCCACAACUAUUACUGCCCUCGGCAACGAAAGCAACAGCAUGUCCGUGGGCCAGAUCAAGAACAUUAGGCCUCAGGACGUGUUUUUAGCUCUUGCCACUCUCAGCUCUGUGACGGGGUGGAGCGAAGGCCAGGCCAAGGCCAUCAUCCUGUCUCUGAUGUCCUCAGGGAUGAUGAAGAUCAACAGCUCAGAAUCACUCUUUACGCUGGGCUCCCUCAUCGUGGGUUUACCUUCCUACGUCUUCCAAAGCGUCAGCGCCUCCCAGCUUCUCAUCGCAUCCAGAGACACGUCAAUUAUAACGCACAUGGGGUCAGCUUCACAGGUUAUCCAGCGUACUUUUGUCACUCAGAUCAUAUCAUUGAACACCAACAGUGAGACGAUUAUACAGAACGUUCCUGAUGACUUUGCCAUCAAUAUCCCUCGAGUUCACCUGCAGAGCUUCUCAAGCAGCAGCACCGUCAUCACCCAACUCAACCGAAAGAAAUGGAAACGCCAGCAGGUUGAGUUGUUCUUCAAUCUAAUUGCAACAGAAAGUGCCACCACUCAGCUGGGAAGUCCAAAUGAUUUGUCCUCCUCUGUGCUGCAAGGGUUCUCAUGCACAAGUGUAAGACUGAUCAAAAGGGUACAGAUCAAGAGACUGAUCAAGGCUUGCAGGAGGAAACGCAGAAACAAGGUCAAACUGGUGGAGACUCAGCUGACCUGCAUGUACAACUAUAUCAAAGUAGAAUCAGAUGCCUCCAACUUCACCCUCUACCCUCCAGAUAUUCUUCUGUACUACAAUUACGCACUGGUGCCACAGGCCAGCUGCAGGUCCUACUUUGAACAACUGGGCGAUGCAGACUUCUUUUUGUUCUCCUCAGCCCUCCGCUACAAACGGAUUGCUCUGUUUGAUAAUGCCAAGAGCUGCCUGGGCAUAACAAACACAAGCUUGACUGAGGACAAUGUCUCGGUUUUGGGAAACAUGUGUUGCGUGUUGGAUGGAUCCUACAUCCAGAACUCUGAUCCUUCCAUCUUGGAAAAACUGCAGAGCUGCCAAGAUCUUACAGAAGCUCAAGCAGCUGCAGUUGAAGCUCUUCUGACGAGCGGGAACACGAAAUACGGAGAGCCCUCAUCAUGGACUGGAGAAACUCUGACGGACCUUGGCAUCUUACCAUUGUAUAUGCCCUCAACCUUCUAUGAUCAUUUUGACAAACGAACGAAGCGCAGUUUCCUUAGGUACUUCAUAAGAGUUCUCCGGAGCAACGGAGUGGGCAGACGAAAGAAGAGGAACCUGAGGAGAGCAAUAAGAGCGUCCAUCAGAAAGAAGUCAAAGCGAUCCACAGUCACAGAGUGCACAGUAGGAAUGAUCAGCUCGGUGACCAUCAGCGAUGAAACCUUCCCCUUUGACUAUGACGAUGUAAACCAGUUCAACUGCUGCCUCCAAGCCACGACUGUCAGUCAAAACCUGGACGCCAUCACUCAGAAGGUGGAUGAGGAGGAAUACCUCGAGAUUGUUCUCAGCAAGUUACGAGAGGCUUACAAUUCAACGAUCCCAGAGGAUCAGGUUCAGUUGUUAAGUGCAGCUUCCCGUGUUGCCACUGUUGAAGACAUCAACUUGUGGAAUAUCACUCAAAUCGACACGCUUGCUGCUUUGAUGGAUUCGUCUAACGGGGAGUGGGACCCAAACUUGGCUAAAGCCAUCAUCACCAAGUAUCUGAGUGUUGAAGGAAACCAACUUGGCAGCGCAGAGCUCAACGCCAUCGAAGGACCCAACCUGUGCUCCCUGGAUGUGAAUGUUGUGAGACUCAUUUCUCAACAAAGCCUCAAAGACGCCGAUGCCUUGAACGUGUCCAGCUGCACCAGCGAGAAGCUGAGAGAGUUGUUCAACAUUGCCAUUGUGGCAUUUGGCAGCACAGCUCGCUCAACUGUCUCUCCUACAUCUUACCAGCUCAUUCAUCCAUACAUUGGAGGUGCAACUACUUCUUAUAUCCGCAGUCUCACAGCCUCCAACGUGAGCAUGGAUCUGUCCACCUUCACCAGUCUGAACGAGACCGUUGUGCUGAACCUGUCUGUCAGUGAAGUUGGAGAUCUUCUUGGCAGCAACCUGCCAGAGCUGAAGUCGUACGAAAACCAAACCCUGGUGCAGAGUUGGAUCCGCAGCCAAUAUCAGUCCCAGCUUGACACACUGGGAGUGGGCCUGGUGGGAGGCAGGGCUGACCCAGUCUCCAGCAACGCCACGACAACACCCACCACAACACCCACCACAACACCCACCACCACAUCCACCACAACAUGCAACUCAGGUAAGUCUUGAACAAGUCGGGUGACGUCAAGGUAAUAUUCCGCAAACAACAGCUCAGAUAAGAGCGAUAUUAAAUUCAAAAUGAGUUUAUAUUUUCCAUGAAUUGGUCAAAUGUCUCAGUUUCAGCAUCUGAUAUGGUGAUUAUGUUCUACUGGGAAUAAGAUACGGGUUUAUGAGAUUUGCAAAUCAUUGCAUUCUGUUUAUUUUUACUUUUUCGAUGAGGUUAUAGUAAUGUCUCCCCUCAAAGCGGCCUUGAUAAUAUUAAGUCACCUGGAGGGCAUGCAGUGUCGUGUUGCCACUCCCUGAACUUUGCAUGUGUUUAUGUUUUAGGUAACAGUUUCCACAUCCAAGCAGACGCUGGCCUCUUCCUCCUCAUUUUCCUCGGACUCCUCCUCACUUCUCAGCAGAGAACAAUGUAAAGAAAACAUGGCUGAUUUUAGUCAUUUACUAUCCAAAGUGGUUGAUUGAAGAAGAGUGUGAAAUUAUGUUUUUAAGUAUAACCAAAUAAAGGAAAUUAUUCAGUUUAAUUCAAUUCAAAAAUACUCAAUUAAACCCCAAAGGGAAAUUAAUCAAGAUAAAGAUGAGAAAGAUAUAGUUUGUACUAAAAAUAAAUUUUUGUCAUGUGCAAUAAUGGGGAUUUUUUUUUUUUUAAACGAUGGAAAGCCAGAGAUUAACAUCUUUAUUGAUUCCAGGCGUUGUGGACUGAGCACCUAUGAACACAUCCGCCCGUGUUCAUGACCUUACACAAUGCUAUUUUUUUUAACCUAUUUUUGGCUUUACUGAGCAGAUCAGCGACUUCUGUCAGUUGUCAUUCAGCCGUUGGAUGGAAAGCCAGGAUACACGACACCCUCCUUUACUAUUAAAAAUGAAUCCUAAUUAAACCCCUGCAUAUAAAUAUUGUUUUUGAUUAUGUAAUACUGUAUUCCAGUUUGCUUUGAAACCUUUUUACUGGUUAUUUUAGAGGUCGUAUAUAUUUUUCUUUCCUGGUGGUUCAGUUGUUUUAUUUAUGAAAGGGCGCAUAUGACACAACAUCACUUUCUGAGAUACUACCAGGGUAAAAUGACAUUAUUUUUUUAGUUUGAAAGAUUAUUCUGCAUAUAACACUACUAAAACAAUCUUGUUGUGUCUCUAAACUUGCAGUACAGUUCUUUUUCUUAUAGAUAAACCUCUUGUUCAUGAAUUUAACUACAUUGUUUAGCACGGUCAGUGCUGGGUCAAUAUUCCUGUAUUUCCCUGUAAAAUAGAUUUUUAAUGAUGGUGUCGAUAGUGACAUCAUGCUGAUGCAAUGAAUGUGAUUUAUAUAUGGUAGAAUUUGGAGGAGGAAAUACACGGAGGCACAAGUACCAAAGCUUGCUGAUACUUCUGAAAACAAAACUAACUGCCUGCGUUUCUUGGGUAUGAUGAUGCAGAGAAAUGUCACAAAUGUAAAGGUUUUUUGAGGCACAUGAAGCCAGAAAUGACAUGAACUUAUAAUAAUAAUAAUAAUAAUAAUAAUAAUAAUAAUGGGUUACAUUUAUAUUGCACUUUUCUGGAAACUCAAAGUACUCACAAUCUUAUGUUUACCUCACAAUUUGUAGCUUAGACUUUAUGUGUAUCAAUCACUACAACAGAUCAUCUCAAAAACUGAAAUUAUAAAUGUUAAAAGAAAAAUGAGGGCGAUGGUUCCAGCUGUUUUUGUGGCUUCAUCCAUGAUGAGAUUUUCACUUUCUUGAAGCAGGUUUACCUUGAUUCACAAUAAAUCCACACUGAAGUUCA